Plutella xylostella (diamondback moth) is the source of this 472-nucleotide messenger RNA. RefSeq lists its product as uncharacterized. Lineage: Eukaryota; Metazoa; Arthropoda; Insecta; Lepidoptera; Plutellidae. The record is from RefSeq and is a predicted model, not a curated record.
AGAAUCCUAACAAGUAAAGUAAACGAAAAGUUCAAUUUUGCGUUUGUAUAAACUUCAGAAAUUUCAGAAUGAAGCUUACUUUCGUUAUUCUUUUUGUCACUUUGUGUGCACUUUCAGCCAAUGGCUACAGUGUACCGGAUUUGCAAAAAGUUAAUGAAGAAACUUAUGUAGAAGGUCAAGAUCUUUUGGAUGACCCACGUGACUGCAAAUGUGACCACAACUGCCGUGUUUGCAUCAAGAACAAGUGCAUGGACUGUGCUUACCCAGCUGAAGAGCUGGAGGCAGAGCCACUUGACCAGGGUUCUGCCUCGCCUUCUAAAUGCAACCCCAACCGCUGUGACAGCAACUGUCGCUGGUGCUUCAACGGGAAAUGCCAUUGUGACUGGCAGUAGAUUUUUCAUGAUGAUAAUGCCAGCAUUUUAAGUUUUGUCUAUUUUGUAAAUAUAUGGUGUUUUGUUUUGCAAAUUUAAAA